Molecule: messenger RNA, 2772 nt
Organism: Motacilla alba alba
Lineage: Eukaryota; Metazoa; Chordata; Aves; Passeriformes; Motacillidae
Gene: SRRM4
Product: serine/arginine repetitive matrix 4
Exons: 13
Coding region: 100-1911 (603 amino acids)
Biological process (GO): neuron maturation; mRNA processing; regulation of RNA splicing
Cellular component (GO): nucleus
Molecular function (GO): mRNA binding
Source: RefSeq, a predicted model, not a curated record
GCCGGGCUGCGGGCCGGGCCGGGCGGCGCGGGGGAUGUAGCGCUCAGCACCGCGGACAGCGGCGGGGCCGGCCGGGGGCUGGGCGUGGGUCCCGGGGCCAUGGCCGGCGUGCAGCAGGGCGAGAAGCAGCUCUUCGAGAAGUUCUGGAGAGGCACCUUCAAAGCCGUGGCCACGCCGCGACCCGAGAGCAUCAUCGUGGCCAGCAUCACCGCCCGCAAGCCGCUGCCCAGUGGGACGCUCAGCUGCCUGCCGUGCCCUGUGGAGGACAGACGGCCCGAGAAGCUGAGCAGCUGCGUGGUCAGGGAGCCUGCCAGCACCAAUGGCUGUGCCAAGGGGAGGGACAGACGAGACCGUGCCCACAGCAGGUCACGCAGCCCUUCAUGUGAUGGGGAGCGGCCGCUGCCGGCUCGGGGGAAGAAGAAGAAAAAGAAAUCUGGCCGCAAGAAGAGAAGGAGGUCUCCCUCCUACAGCCCUUCACCUGUGAAGAAGAAGAAGAAGAAAAGCUCCAAGAAGCGAAAAAGAAACAGGUUGUCAUCAAAGAAGAGAAGGCACAGUUCUUCAAGCCCCAAAAGUAAGAGAAAGGAAGAAAGAAAACACAAAAAACACUCUCGUGGGCGCACCCGGAAAUCCCAUCGGCAUCGCCGCUGCCACUCUCGCUCAGAGAGCUCCGACUCCCACUCCCCCAGCUGCCGGAGCAGGCACAGAGCCAGGUCUCGGGAGGAAGGGCGUAAAACACGGCGAAGACGCUCCUGGCACCAUUCAAAGAUCACGGCAAAGAGAAGCUCCUCUGCAGAGGUUCAGGCGAGUCAAAAAGCCAGCCAAACCCUCCCGCUCUACAGCUUCCUGUCUUCUAAGGAAGUAAUCUCUCAGUCAGGGUCUUCUGCUGACCUCUUUACCAAAACAGACAGCCCGCCUGGCAACCUAGCCAGCCAGAAUGGAGAGUAUCAUGAAUAUGACUCAGGAAACGAUACUUCCUCCCCUCCCUCCACUCAAACGAGCUCAUCCAGGUCAAAGGACAGCCCGGAGAAAAGAAGUCUAGUCCAUGAUGGCUUUGGCCAUGCCUUCUCGUCUGGGAAGCCCAAACUGGCCAACAGCGAUAACAGCUCUGAUUCAGGAAAUUCCUUCACCAGUUGCUUUUCCCAGACCAAGGGAACAGCUUUGGAAAAUCUGUCUCCAGAUGCCCAGGGACAAGACCGAAGAGCGUGCCUCCCCUCAUGUCUCAGUUCCUCAGAGGAGAAGAAGCGAAUCUUCCUCCCCUUGGCAGCCCCCAGCUCCCCGUGCAGGCCUGGCUCCCGCAGCAGGUCCUGCAGCAGCACGGGCCGAUCCUCUGCCAGCUCCAGCCGCUCCCGCUCCUCGCACCAGAAGGCCUCGCCCAGCUCCUCCCGAAGCAGGUCCUGCUCCUCGGGAAAGAGGUCUUCCUCACGUUCCCCCAGCUAUUCCUCCAAAUCUUGCAAAAAAAGUCCUGGGAGUAGAAGUUCAAGGCCUCGCCGGAGCCCCAGUUACUCCCGCUACAGCCGUAGCAGGGACCGCGAGCGGGAGCACAAGUACAGCUCUAGCGAGAAGGAGUCGCACCGGGAGCGGCAGCGGCGGCGCCGCUCCUAUUCCCCCCUGAGGAAACGCCGGAGAGACUCUCCCAGCCACCUCGAAGCUCGGCGCAUCACAAGUGCCCGCAAACGCCCCAUCCCCUACUACCGUCCCAGCCCCUCCACCUCCAGCAGCGCCGGCAGCUAUUCUUCCUGGUACAGCAGCUUCAGCCGCUCCCCGAGCCGCAGCCGCAGCUACUCCAGCUACCGGACGAGCCGGAGCCGAAGCUGGAGCAGCAGCCGGAGCUCGGGCCCCAGGAGCAGCCGCAGCAGGAGCAGGAGCAGGAGCUAUGACUCAGGAGCCAGCUCCGACAGCCUGCGUCGUUAGGGAGUGCCACUGCUGGCUGACACCGGGUGCCGGCGUCACCGCCACAUUCCUGGCAUUCUCCGCUUCCUUCCCACCUACCUGGCCAUCGAUAGCAAUCAUCCCGAUACUGAUGUGGUGGCGUUGCCGGGUCCCCCUUCCCCGGUCCGGAGUAAGAGCCCUGGAGCGCCUGGUGCAGCUCCUCCGCCCCAGCGCAGAGCGAGUGGAUCAGUCCCAGCUCCCCAGGCCAGGCUGGAAGAAGGGUCGGUGCUUUAUGGAGGGUCUGUCAUGACAGACCUGCUCCAUCCUCCCCGAUGCUUCCAUCUCCUCAUUGCCACUGGUCUCCAAAGCACUACCAGCAGGUCCAAAGGAAAGAACUCUGCUCCUUGCUCUUCUGACAAACCAGGAACCAACAGAUUAACUUCUCUUGGAGAGACAGACCCAGCUGGGGAGGAGUUUGCUGUAAAGCUUCGGUGGGGGGUGGGGGGAUAGGGAGGUGGGAUGGCUGUCCACACCAAGGCAAAUACCAGGUCAUUUGGGUCUCUCCUCCAGAGCUGCUGCCCACUCUGCAGAGAAAAUAUUUAUUUUUUGCCAGUCAUCCAGUCCCUAUAGAAGGCUAGAAAUCCCUCCCGAUGUACCUCCUGGGGGGGAAAAAAGGCUGUUUGCUCUUUCUCCUGCCCUUUCCUACCAGGUAGCAGCAUCUUUUGCAGGGUUGUCUUAUCCCCCCAGCACUGAAUUGCUUGCAAACCACCUGCUGAGGUCUGAAGCAGACCUGGGGCUGGUGGGGUACAAGGCAGAGGGGAGGUGGUGCCAUGCUGUGCUCCCAGGGGCCAGGCCAUGCAGGGGAGACAGGGGCCGUGGGCUUCUCCUCCUGGAGGAAGCCUC